Messenger RNA from Dalotia coriaria, 805 nucleotides. RefSeq names its product intraflagellar transport protein 43 homolog. The transcript has 3 exons. Gene Ontology annotation, biological process: intraciliary retrograde transport. The record is from RefSeq and is a predicted model, not a curated record. Gene Ontology annotation, cellular component: intraciliary transport particle A; cilium. Bases 97 to 645 code for a protein of 182 amino acids. NCBI's taxonomy places the organism in Eukaryota, Metazoa, Arthropoda, Insecta, Coleoptera, Staphylinidae.
GUUGGGAAAUCGAUUUUAAAUUCGUUGUGUUCACUACAAACAAACAAACGAAUAGAGAAGUCAUUGCCGAUUAUUGCAUUAUUAAUUCUAUAAAUUAUGAACUGGGACGAUGAUAUUGAUACGCUAGCUCAGAAAAAGUCUGCUGCAAAGCAAGGACGUCGUGCCGGCAUGACACAAAGUCCAGACCGUCCAGAAACUCAAGACUUAUCAUUAGACAGUGACCCUGGUAGUCCAGGUCCUACUCUUCUUAAGGCACAUAAAACAGGUCGUUGGGCUGAUGAGGGUUCUAAAUCUGCCAGGAAGUCGUCAAUAAAUUUAAUUGAACAGGAGAGAUUUGAAGGGCAAGUGAGUCGAAGAGAUGACUCUGAUGAUGAUAUUCCCAUCAUUCCAGAUAUUGAUGAUAUGCAAGAAGAAAUGUUGUCUCUUCAUGACACAUCAAAGAAGCCUAGCAUUUCUGUAAAUAAAGCAACUUAUAAGGAACUGGGCUCAGAGGUUAGCAACUUGCAGAAGAAGAUUGCUAAUAUUGGGAAUAUUAAUUUGUCCUUCUUGACAACUCAGUUAUAUCCAGAGGAUGAUAUCAAGGAUUUGGAUGAACCAUGGACCAUGGAUGAUUUAUUUGAGACUUUAUUGACUUGCAACAAAUGAUGAACAUCCUGAAGAAAUUUUAAUUUAUUUAAUUUUUAAUAUAAGUUUUAUUAAUAGUACAUCCGUCCAGAGUUUUUUACAUGCACAUUAUUAAAAUAUUUGAAAAUCUUUUUUGUGCAAUGAAUAAAAUUAGUAUUAAAAGUUUGAAAUUGCCAAAAAA